AUGGUCAGCGGGAUAAAGUGGUUCAAGAAUCCAACACCGCAGGAGAAAAUGGUUGCCCCGGUUCCAAUUCCUGCAGGAGAGUUCCGGGUGUACCGGACUCGAUGGCCAGCCCUUAUAAUCCUGUUUCUGCAGAAUAUGGGCACUGGAGUAUCCACUGGCUAUUUCGCCAGCGUUACCAAUCUUCUUGCAUCUUACUAUCAAGUCGCAGAGUUCCAGAUCAAUCUGUUUUCAAUCAUGAAUUUUGCCUUCUUCAUACCGGCUUCAUUCGCAGCAGCAGCGCUCCUAGACAAACAAGGUCUUCGAGCUUCAUGCAUAACAGGAUCGAGUCUAAACAUACUGGGGACACUGCUAUUCCUCAUCUCAAACUAUGUACCAAAUCCAUACGUAGCUGCCUUGUGUGGUCAGAUCAUCGCUGCCAUGGCCCAACCAUUCCUGUUUAACGCUACAACCAAGCUCGCGGCGUUAUGGUUUGGUGAAAAGGAACGUACAUUGGCUAAUACGCUGUCGUCGAUUGGGAAUCCGAUUGGAAUUGCUGCUAUUGUGGGUUUGGCACCUUCUAUUAUGAAUGGGGAUCCGAACAAUACGCCUACUUUGAACAUUGUAUUGUUUGUAACUUGUACGUGCCUGGGGCUGACAUCUCUUGCUACGAGGAACAAGCCUCCCACUCCACCAACACCCUCAGCCGACGAAGUUACUGAAAAAUUCUUUGCUGGAUUGGUGAAUACCCUUAGCAAUGGGCAGUUCUGGGUACUGAUGGCUGUAUUUGGUCUAGUUGUUGGAAUGUUCAAUACCCUCGUAACAUACAUUUCGGACUUGGCUGUUCCAUACGGCUUUACGAAUGAUGAAGCCGGCGUCAUUGGUGUCCUAGCCAUCGCAACAGGUCUUGUGACAGCCGGAGUUGUAGGAGCCAUACUAGAUCAAACAAAAGGUCACAAAAUUGCCAUAAAAGCUCAUAGCUUUGUGGCUGCAGUAGGAAUGAUUUUCUUUGUGUUGGCAUUGCAGUAUCAGUCAACACCACUUGUGUAUAUCGGUGCUACGUUGAUUGGUGGUGGUGGAUUCCCACUGAUACCGAUUAUACUGGAGCUGGGAGUGGAAUGCACGUAUCCUGUUGAUGAGGGGACGUCUUCUGGACUGUUAUGGAUGAUAUCGAAUCUAUCCGGCGUAAUCUUUGUCAUUGUCGCGGCUCAUCUGCGAACAUCAGAUGGCAAAAUGUUUAACUCGGCAAUCAUGUUGGCAGUCAUUGCAGGUGUGGCCUUUUUAAUGAGCUGGCUCUAUACCGCCACAUCUCGCCGUGUUGCCUUGGAAAAGGCUGUCGACGAGGAGGUGGAGAGGUCGCGAAAUUCAAUAACAGCUUCGGCGUGA
Molecule: messenger RNA, 1362 nt
Organism: Synchytrium microbalum
Lineage: Eukaryota; Fungi; Chytridiomycota; Chytridiomycetes; Synchytriales; Synchytriaceae
Exons: 8
Coding region: 1-1362 (453 amino acids)
Biological process (GO): transmembrane transport
Cellular component (GO): membrane
Molecular function (GO): transmembrane transporter activity
Source: RefSeq, a predicted model, not a curated record